Monascus purpureus is the source of this 1642-nucleotide messenger RNA. The record is from the annotation of a GenBank genome assembly. NCBI's taxonomy places the organism in Eukaryota, Fungi, Ascomycota, Eurotiomycetes, Eurotiales, Aspergillaceae.
GUCUGGUCGUGUGCAGGAUGGGACUUGGCGGGGGGUUUUUUUUGUGUUUGGCACAACCUCACAGUGGGGUUUUCUGCAUUUCCGUAUUGGUAGGGUUAGAGUAGUGCCCGACCGCCCUUCAUGACGCUCGUCGUCAACGAUGCCUUGAUCUGGGUUUAUCCCUGCAAUGGAUGCUGGACAGAGCUAUUCAUAUUCUCUUCUAUCUAUUAUAUUCAUCUACAUCAUCUUCGCAGAGUGCGUCUCAGUGUGUUGAGCCGCCCUGGUUCCUGCGAUUACCGUCAUCCUGCCUACUGCGUAUUUCGCCAUGGAUCAAGUACGUCAGUACUUCACCUCUUCCUAGUUAUUAUUACUACUACUAUUCUUCUUAUUGCUACUUAGCGGAGGUGCUUCGUCAGCUGCCCAAUCACAGAAAGCUUCCUCAUGCAAGGGUCAACACCAGCCUCGUCUCUUGUGAUCCGGAUCCUCAGGUCUACCCUGUCUCCUCACUUCUCCCGAACAGUGGCACAGUGUCGGGAUGGGAGCAAUUCGAGAGCUUCGUGUUCGCAUCCUUACCCAUAAUAUUCGAUAUGCAACCUCAUCACCCUUCAAGGGCGAGAGACCUUGGGCUGAGCGCAAACAGCUCAUGGUAAACGAGCUGCUGUAUCACACCCGGAACCAGGACGCUUUCAUUUGUCUCCAGGAGGUCCUCCACAACCAACUGGUUGAUAUCUUGUCUGGCUUGAACAAAGGCGAUGACUCCGAUGCUUCGAUUCAGAAAGAGCACUGGGCAUACAUUGGUGUUGGUAGGGAUGACGGCCAGAGGGCCGGAGAGUACUCUCCCAUUCUAUAUCAGCCAGCUAUCUGGCAGCUCCACCACUGGGAGACCGUAUGGCUCUCUGAAACGCCCAAUGUGCCCUCCAAGAGCUGGGACGCUGCUUCUAUACGCAUUGUGACCAUUGGUGUCUUUACCCACCAUGCAAGUGGGAAGACUGUUCUCGCACUGAACACGCACCUGGACGACCAGGGGUCUCGCUCACGGCUGGAGGCGGCACGAAUUAUCUUGAAUAAGAUCGAGGAGUACCGAACCAGCCAGUACGGAGAAAUCAUAUCCGGCGUCUUCCUCGCCGGAGACUUCAACAGCGAAGAGAACCAGGAAGCGUACUCUGAAUUGACGGCAAGCAAGUCGCCGUUGGUCGACACGCACAAGCUGAUGGACCCGGAAGAGCGAUAUGGCAACCAGGUCACCUACACUGGUUUUGGCUUCGAAGGGGAGCCGGAGACUCGCAUCGACUACAUUCUCGUGGGACCCGCAAGCAAAAGGGCAUCGGGGGGUGGCAAGCAAGAUGAAGAGGGACUUCCCUGGAAGGUGAAGGGGUACGCGGUUCUGGCGAAUGGGUUCGACGACGGGGUACUCAACUCGGACCAUCGGGCGGUGGUAGCAGACGGGAUACUUUAAGGCCAUAGCAUAGGGAAGUACCUACACCUACCUGGUAGGUACCUCGUAGGCUAGGUACUUGUAUGAGCAGUGUAGCAUACGGUACCAUACCGUACGGUACGGUGGCCCAUUACAUAAGUAACGUAUUUUACGGGAGGGCGAGCCACACUCCAUCAUGAUUAAUCAAUCCUUUUCUCUCCAAGUUGCCAAAAACACCUGAGACGGCAG